Molecule: messenger RNA, 1055 nt
Organism: Paramecium tetraurelia
Lineage: Eukaryota; Ciliophora; Oligohymenophorea; Peniculida; Parameciidae
Exons: 2
Molecular function (GO): RNA binding
Source: RefSeq, a predicted model, not a curated record
UUUUUGCUACUCAAAAAAAGAUUUGUAUUAAUAUUUAAUAUGGCCACCAGAAGAAAGUAUUUAAGGCUUGUUGUCGAGGACUAAAAGCCAGAAUUGAAUGUGAUUAGAGUUGCUAAUAAAGCUUAAUUGUCAACUCAAGUUAGAAAAGCUUUAUGGCUCCUUCAAGGCACUCGCAAGGAAGAACAACCCCCUAUCCUAGAUACAAUCUAUAUCACAGCCAUUGAAAAUGCCAUCUCUAAAGCAGUUAUUAUUGCAGAAGUUGUUAGAAGAAGAGUUGCUGGACUAUAUUAAAUAAACAAAAUCUAGUCAGUCUAGAUUAGUGAAGAAUAUGAACCUUUAGAAGAAGGAUUAGUGAAAGUCAGUGUCACUAAAAAUUUGGCUUCUCUCCAAAUCAAAUUAACCAAAGCACCAACCGAAUAAGACAGAAAAGAGCCUGGAUUCCUUGAACCAUUGCCUGCUGAUCAAAUUCAACCACCCAGAGAAAGAAAUGACAGAUAAAGAAGUGGAAGUUCAAAACCAAGAAAUGAUAGCUAGAGAAAUAAUAGAGACAGAAGAGAUAACAGAGACAACAGAGAUAACAGAGAUAGAAGAGAUAAUAGAGAUAAUAGAGACAGAAGAGAUAAUAGAGAUAACAGAGAUAAUAGAGAUAGAAGAGAUAAUAGAGACAACAGAGACAAUAGAGAUAACAGAGACAAUAGAGAUAGAAGAGACAAUAGAGAUAAUAGAGAUAAUAGAGAUAAUAGAGACAAUAGAGAUAGAAGAGACAAUAGAGAAAAUAGAGACAAUAGAGACAAUAGAGAAAAUAGAGACAAUAGAGACAAUAGAGAUAAUAGAGACAGAAGAGAUAAUAGAGAUAGCAGAGAUAACAGAGACAGAAGGGAUAACAGAGAUAAUAGAGAAAACAGAGACAAUUAAAGAGAAGAUAGAAGAAAUAAUAAUACAUAGAAUGAAGCUAAUAAUGAAAGACCAACAACCCAAAAAAGUAGAGGUGGUCCAAGACCUUAACAAUAAGCUUGAUUAUUAGCAAUAUAGAAUAAAAUAUAAAGAUUUAAAUA